AGCUAAAUUGGUUCCUAUCUUUGUCUUUGGUUCUGGAGACAGUGAAGCUUUAGGCAUCAAUAAUGGGGCAUGGGAGUGGAGGAGGGACGCUAGAGUGCUCAAGAAAUCAGGCUCAGCAAAAAUUAGGAAGAGGAUAGCAGUAGCAGCAAAUAAUUCAGGUGGAAAUCCCCUGCUUGGCCAGCUGAUGAAGAAGAAAGGGAAGUCUCAGGAGGUAGUGAGAUGAGCUACCAGACUUGCGUCUACAUCCAGGGUAGCUGCAGCUUUGCAGCUGUAGUCUGCAAAGGGAAGGCUACCAAACCUUGGAAAGGUGUGACAAACCUUUGCUGUUGACCAAAGUUGUCUUUGGCAUCUGUGGGCUGAGAAGUCUGGAAACCACCACUGCUGCUACUGAUUCAGUUGCUCUGAAGCCUAUCCCUGAUUUGCUGGGGUUUGGACUAUGUUGACCUGACUUGUACCAGACUGCACUCCACUUUUACUCUGACCCAGGAAGCAAAAUGUUCUUCCUUCUCUCCUUUCUGAUUGUGGAAAUGAAGCUCCACCUGACAACAGGUUUAUUUAUAGUGACUGUUCCCAAGGAGUUUUAUAUGGCAGACUAUGGUAGUAAUAUCACAAUGGAGUGUAACUUUGACACUGGCGGAGAAGUGGACAUUGAAGCAUUAAGAGUCACUUGGGCAAAGGAUGAAAGAAAAAUUGUGAAUUUUCCUAGUAAGCAGGAAGACCUGGAAAUUCACAGUGAACCCACUGGAAGAAGAAUGACGUUGUUAGAGGACCAGCUGUCCCUCAGGAAGGCCUUGCUUCAUAUCAGGGAUGUCCAAAUAAUGGAUGCCGGCCAGUACCACUGCCUUCUUUUCUAUAGGGAUGCUGCUGACUACAAGUAUGUUACUCUACAAGUAAAAGCUUCCUACAAGACAAUAAAUACUCAAGUCAUCAGAGUCCCAGGAAACAAUGAAAUGGAGCUUACCUGUCAGUCUCAGGGCUAUCCUCUGGCAGUGGUAACCUGGCUAAAUAUCAGUGAAUCUGUGAAUACCACCUACUCGAAGACCCCUGAAGGUCUCUAUAACAUCACCAGUGUCCUAAGGCUAAAAGCAAACACUCAUAGCAAUGUCAGCUGUGAGUUCUGGAAUGAAGCUAUUCAAGAAAGUACAUCUGCUGUCGUGAACACUUCAGGUGUGAACUUGUGACCUCAAGAGCUAGAAAUUUUCUCACCUGACAGAUUCAAGAGAAGUGAAUUAAGGAUCAAGGACUCCAGUUUUCUACACCUGCAGCUUGCACUUUUAAAAAAUAUUUUGAAUAGCACAGCACUUUAAAUUUAAACUCACAAAAAGUAUACCACUAAACCUCUCCAAAUUCUUGCAAUGUAGCCCUGUCACAAUGUUUCUUAAGUUUAUCAGUACCAACUAUCAACAAAUCAAGGUGCUAAAUACUGCUGGACAGUUAAUUAUCAAUGAUAUUCCCUGUAUUGCCCUUUUUAUUCAAUUAAUGUUUUUUGAGAUUUCUGUACUUUUAGUGAAAAUCCCACUGGAAGCACUUCUUGACUUCUCUUCUGAAAAGAGUUAAGAGCUUGUGGCUGCUAGUCCUAGUUUAGUAUUCCACAGCUCUUUUACAUCACUACUGGAUUAAAAUAAAAGAACUAUUUUCCCCAAAUUUAACUGAAAAGGAGAAAUUUCAAGAACAAAGAAGAAUUGGCAUUUGCUUUUAUAUAGAAAUGGACAGACUACCAAAGAGACUCCCUCUGCUGGAGAAAAAAUAAUAUUUGGUUUCUUCCCCCAUAAUCUAACAAUUUUGAAUUGUGUAAUUCAGAUUAUGAGCUCUAGGGCAGAGAACCAACAAAUACAAAGACACUGUGUAUAUUUAGAGACUGCAGACCUUCUGGGAGCUUUCUAUGGUUAUUUUACUAAAGAAAACAUAUAUAUAAAUAUGCAAUAGUUCUCUAAACUGUAUAAUAAAAUUAUGUUAAAUUAAAAAAUAUAGAGCAACUUGGGUCUAUCAUUACUUAGUGUUGAAAUCAUGUAUUUAUGAUUUUAAUUUCUCCAAGGAUAAUUCUCAUUUUCCACCCAAUGCUGAAUAUUAACUGAAAAUAUGGAAGUGUUGAUGUGGCAGAUAUGUGUAAUUUGUCAUACGAAUGGGUUUGGGUGGAUUCUAUUAUAGUCAUUUUGAGUUUGAAAUGUCUAUACUCAUUUGAACUCAUUUGAAAUAUUUAACAGGCAGUUUUAAAUUUCUGACCUAGAAUUCAAGAGAGAGACUAUAACAUGAUAUGUAGAUCUGGGAAUCAUCUUCAUAAAGUUGAUAAUUGAACCCAUGACUGCUGAUUCUCCAGGUGGGAAAUGUUAAGAUAGAACAGAAAGACCCUGAAGUACAGUCUUGAUAUUUAUCUAGAUGGGUGAGAGGUGAAUUUGGAUAAUGACCCAGCCAAGAAAACAGAAAAAGUAGACAAAUCAGAAGUGAAUUAGGAAAGAACAGUGUCACAAAAGCUACAAGAGGAGAAAGCAGCAAGCCAGGAGUAGAUGGCUAGCAGCAAGAAGGAUGAGGAUUGAGAAAAGACUACUGGAUUUGGCCGUUAAAAAAAAAUCACUGACAACUUUGGACAAAGCUGUGAUAAGGUUGAAGACCAGAUUGUAAAGGAUUGAGAAGAGGAAAUUAGACAAUGAUUGUGAAACAGAUUUCUAGGUGUUUGAUUAAGAAAAGGAGGACAGGUAUGAGAUAUCUUGAAGGGAUGAGAGGAUUUAGGAAGAAUUUGUUGUUUGUUGUUUUGAGACUGUACAUAGAUACAAAUGGUUGUUUUGGGGGGCAUUUUUAUAGGUAGUGAGUAAGGAACCAAUUAGGAAGGAGACAUUGAAGAUUACUGAGAGAAAGGAUCAUUGUGGGGACAAUCUGCUAAAGAAGUCAUAAAAAGAUGAAAUCAAGAGAACAUUUAGAGGGGUCAGCAUUGGUGAGAAGAGGGGUCACUUUACCAUCAAAGGCUGGAUUAAAGGAGUAGAAAGUUAAGUCACAGGGUUGUGGAAUAUAGCAAACUAGAGAACAGGAAACUUAUUGUAAGAGUAGCUAGAGAGGCUGUCCUUUCACGAAAUUGCUACAAGCCCACCUGGGACAACAGUGCUAUACAAACACAUUUACACAGAUGAGCAAAGUGAAACCCACAGUGUUUAAAUGACUUGCUUUCUGUUACAUAGCUAGUAAGUAUUAAGAGGUCACAUAUGAGUCCUCCAGUUGAGGGGUAGGGUGUGAAUGGACCCAUGGGAGAGAAAAAUUAAAAACAGUCCCCCAUUAUGUGUAUGUGGAUCCCCAGAUUCACCCUCGGUGUAUCAAUGUGUUCAUCUUCCCAUAACUUCUUCAACCUUAACUAUUUCCAUCUUAUAUUAUAUUUUCAAAUUGAUAGAAAUUAGUUGAAACUUCAGAAUUGAUUUAAUUUACAUUUCUAUUCACAGCCUGUUAAAUUAUAUAGUCUAUUUGCAUUAAUGAUUUGCUGUACUUUUCAUGUUGAUAAAUUGAAUUUCUUUUGAAAAAAAUAUUUGUAUGGUGUCAGGAAUAGAAGCACCAACUCACUAGAACACUCUCAAUCCCUUCUAGGAAUUUUAAAAUAAGACCUCAAAUUGGAUUCUGGAAUGGCAAAGCCAACUAAAAGUCAGGCUGAGAUUUUUUUUUUUCAGCCCAAGAUAACUUAAGGGGUAGAGGUAGAGGUCUAUGACACUGGGACAAGGGAUGGCCUGGAAUGCACAAAGAAGCAACAGUAGUGGUGAGCACUGGGGGAGGUUGCAGUAGUAGCAGCAACAUUUUUCAGGACCUCUUAGCCCAGAAACAGUAAGUUGGACAACCAAUCAGAAAGAGAUUAUAGGGAACAUUGAGCUGGCAGUUGGUGUUUAUAUAGUGCCCAUAUACAGUUCUGGGUUACAAUUCCAGACCAGAGAAUAGUACUUGUGGUCAUUCAACAAAGGAUCAGGGGCCAUGGUCACAGGAAAGUGAAUUAAGGGAUGCAGUGGCCAAAAACAAAACAGUGAGGAGAGUAAGAAAGGAUAAAAACUCCCUCUUCUCAGCUGACUGGUUGAGACAGGGAUGUCAGAAUAUUCCUUGCUUCCAAUUGCCAGUUCCAAGUUCUUUCUCCACAUCCAUCAUUCAGUAACCUCUCUACCUUUGAGUUUGUCUUAUUCAUAUCUAAGACCCAAUCAAAAUCCUGGUAGCUGUUGUCUAAAGACUACUUUUUUGAUAGUGUUUUCUUUGCAUUAUUAUUUGCUGUCUUGAUUGAUUGUUUCUUAUUUCAUAGCUAUUCAUUGGCUAACUAUAUUCAUAUGAAGAAUUAUUGAAUACCAAACCCACGGUGUUACUCUCCUUCUUUAUUCAAUGAGUUUGUUACCUGACCCGCAACUUUUCUUUCCUCUCCAACUCCUAACUUCA
Sarcophilus harrisii (Tasmanian devil) is the source of this 4389-nucleotide messenger RNA. RefSeq names its product programmed cell death 1 ligand 2 (gene PDCD1LG2). The record is from RefSeq and is a predicted model, not a curated record. Gene Ontology annotation, cellular component: external side of plasma membrane. Gene Ontology annotation, biological process: immune response; cellular response to lipopolysaccharide; positive regulation of T cell proliferation. Bases 495 to 1181 code for a protein of 228 amino acids. The transcript has 6 exons. Lineage: Eukaryota; Metazoa; Chordata; Mammalia; Dasyuromorphia; Dasyuridae.